CAGUGUGUGUUUCUGGUAGCGUGAGUGUUGCAUGAGUGUGUGCGUGCGUGCGUGCGUGUGCGGGAAGUGUGGUAGUGUCCCGGCAGAGCCGCGCGUGGCGGGCCUACCGCGUACGUACGUCGGUCGGUGUGGCGUUCACACAGCAGAGAGGGCAGUGUGAGGUGCGCCGCCCAGCCGAGUAGAGGUGCGGCCCUCCCGUCUCUGUGCGCCUCCGCUGUAUCACCCGCCACGUCCCCGCUGUUGCCUACUCUAGAUCCCGUAUUAUAUAGAUAUAUUUAAAAACUAUGUAACCAGACUAGACAAGAACUAAAAGAAAAGGAACAAAAAAAAAACGGAAACUAAGCAAAUGAACAGAGACACAAAGGCGCCAAUGUGGAAAGCACCGAACAGACGUUAAGAGAAAAAGGAUAAAUAUAGAUUAAAAAACAAAACAAAAACAAGAAAAGAAAGAACCAAGAAAAACAACAAAGAAAGAAAGAAAGAAAAAAGUGAAGGAAAAUUCUUUAAAAAAACAAAGAAAAAAAAAGACAACUACCUCUCGGCAUCGUUCAGCAAACUUCCCCUCAACUCUCCAAUUUUUUUUUUUUCCACCUAGAUCUCUCUUAUCUCCCCAAAUACCAUUUUUAUCGUCCCGUUGCCUGUUCCCCUGAUUGUCAAGGGUGGCCCUCGUGCCCCCUGAAGCCAACCCCAUGUUCAGUGGUGGCCGGGGAUGGCCGCCCCAGGGGAAAUAUGUGCCGUGAUGACCUCCAGCCCCGCCCCGCAGCGUUCCUGAUGAUGGGAAGUGACCAGUACUGCCUCAAGUGGAACAAUCACUGGGCCAACCUGAUUCGCGUCUUCAACUCGCUGCUGCAGUCCGAAACCUUCGUCGAUGUGACCCUGGCCUGUGAGGGGCGGCACCUGAAGGCGCACAGGCUGGUGCUGUCUGCUUGCUCGCCCUACUUCAAGGAGCUGCUCGUCGCCCACCCCGACAAACAUCCCAUCGUCAUACUCAAAGAUGUCCGCUACUCUGAGCUCCGCACUCUGAUCGAGUUCAUCUACAAUGGGGAGGUUUCGGUGGAGCAGCACGACCUCGCCGACCUGCUGUGCACGGCGCGGGAGCUGCAGAUCAAGGGCCUGGCGGACAACCGCCUCCCGGGCGCAGCCCCGUCGCCCAACCCCCCCAGCAGCAGGGACCUGAGUGGCCUCACCAGCCACACGCUCACCACCACCACCGCCGCCCCCUCCACCACCACCGCCACCUCCACCACCGCCGCGGCGCCCGCCACCGCCCCGAAGAGCAGCAGGGGGCGGCCGCCCGCCGACGACCGGCCGCCGCCGCUGCUCACGGUGCUGCAGCCCAACCUUCCUGCGUCGGCGGCGUCGCAGCUGCCGCCGUACCGGUCGCGGCCGGCGUCCCGGGAGACGUCGCCGGUGCACAAGCGGCGGCGGCUGUCGACCGGGGGCAGCGACGGCGGCUCGGAGGCGUGCGAGGCCAACGGCGAGCGCCCGCGGCCAGACGCGCCCAACGGGCACUUCCCGACGCAGGAGCAGAGCAGCAGACAGUACACCGCCGUGGCGGGGCCGUCGGGGCUUCGGUUGCCGGAGCCCAGCAGGAAAGAAGACAGCACCAACCGCGACUCCAGCUGGGACGCAGAAAGGGCAACGCCGUCCAUAUCCAAGUCGUCCUCGGGGGGCCAGUCCACCGCGGCCUCCGGGGACUUCAAACUAGCGCACUCGGGCGAGGACACCGACGACGACCGGGGCGCCAUGACGAUUCAGUCACCAGAAGUCAUCUUGGAAGAAGGAGAAGUGGGAGCAGGCUCCUCGGGCCCUCCCUCAACCGUGCCAUCACCCACUCUGUGUGGCAGUGGCAUUGGGAGUGCGUCUCUCACCACCACAGGUCUGGGAGGCCCACUUCCCCCACAGGUAGCUCUGCUCCACCAGGCGCUUGCCCCAAGCUACCACCCUCUCCUCCACUACUUCCCUCCUGGCCUCCUGGAACAGCACCACCAGCAGCCUCCGGGCGUAUCUCCACCAAAGGACCUCAUGCACUUCUUAGAUGUCAUGAAAGCAAUACCUCCUCCUAGGUUACCUCUGGCUGCGCUGGGAGCUCCCAGUGCUGGGAGUGCCGGUCUGGGUCUUCCUCUCACCGGGGUAUCAGGCACAGUGGCAACGUCCACAACGUCAUUGAGCGCAGCCAGAGAGAAGGGCGGCAGCAUGACCUGUCACAUCUGUGCCAUGAUCCUCCCAUCACACCAUCGCCUAGAAGAGCACAUUCGCAUUCAUGAGGAGGAAAAGCCCUAUAAGUGUGACCAGUGCGGACAGCGCUACAAGUACCAGUCAGCGUUCCAGCGACACCAGGAACAGAACCACACAGCAAAGCUGCCAGGGGAUAAGCCAUUCCGCUGUGAUGUGUGUGGCCAGUGCUUCAAGUACCACAAGAGUUUUGCCAAACACCGCUCCAACCACGAUAUAUUAGACAGAAUCAUGAAGUCAGAAUCCGAAGCUCUCCACAAGGGCCACCCAGCUGAAUCCUACCUCCAAAAACUCCUCAUCAAUGAGUCGUCAAAGAGCGAAUCUGAAACGUCUUUGACCCUAAAAGAAGAAGGACUAGACGCUCAAGAAGAGGGAGCCGAGCGACCGUCCACAUCAAACCCCACCACAUUCAAGUCUGCCCUUCUUCAUGUGGAAAACUCAGAAAACGGCAUCAGGAAGUUCGAAGAUGGUGAAGAUGAAGAGGAAGAAGAGAAUAUUGAAGGUGAAGAAGAAGAGGGAGAAGAUGAAGAGAACAAAGGAAAGUUUGUUUAUUGUGUUAAGUGUAAGUUGACAUUCCGAGACGUGGCCAGUUUCGAGGGUCAUUGCCGAGGGUCAACAGACUGCUCACUUGAUACUUUGCGGGAAGUGUGUGUGAGUGAUGGCCACGGCCCGUCACGUCCACCAAGCAUAGCUUCUUCACCGCAGGCCUCGCCCCGGCUGUCCCCAAGCUGCGUCUCGGGACCACCUCGCUCCCCUCUCCCAGCCUCCACUCCCUUGGCUCUGCCCUCACCUCCUGCCACAACCACUCCCACAGGUGGCCUGCCUCCGUCCUCAUCUGUGGCAGUCAGUACUGCUACUGCAAGCACCACCAGUGUAACUCCUGGGACCAGCACACCUCCUGGCCAGAAUAGUUUAUUUAAACUCGACUCAAGUGGAGCAAUAAUGUUGGCCCAGCCUCCCCUUGCCCCUGUGUCGGACCCGCGUGGGGACGAGGAACGCCCCUUCAAGUGCCCCUACUGUCAGAAGGGCUUCAAGGGGAGGGAGAACCUGAAGCUUCACAUCCGCACACACACAGGAGAGAAACCUUACAAUUGUGGUGUUUGUGGCAAGGCAUUUGGUGGUCGCUCUGACAUGAACCGUCAUUUGCGCAUACACACUGGUGAGAAGCCAUACCCAUGUAAGGUCUGCGGCAAAAAGUUUGCUCGUGCAGACUACCUGUCAAAGCACAUUACCACGCACCUCGGGAUUCCAUUUGCCAAGCCAGUGCAUAGUUUGCAACAAAGUCUUCAAAAUUUAGAAAAUAUGCAAAACCUACAAAAUCUACAUAAGUUACAAAAUAUGUCUAAUGAAUAAUACCAAAAUUGCCCCAAAUAUUUAAGAAGAUAAAUUUUUAUAUAUAUAUUUACAUUCUUAUAAUAAAUUAGUUGAUAUUGUACGCACUGAAAGUGCCACAUCUGCUUAUAAAGCAGUAAAAUCAAAGGUUUUGAACCAGUGACAGAAACUGUGUUAACAUACCUAGUUUUUUAAAGUUAGGUAUUGAUAUUGUUGUCAUAUUUCUUAUUCUCAGAAGAGAUUAAAAAUGUAAGUAGUUGGUAGUGGUAAGGAUGGGAGAGUAGGCCUAUGGGCACAUCUGCAGCGUUGAGUAUCCUUGUGAUCUAGUCACUGCCCAGUGUUGCACGCAGAGCUUCACACCGUCUGCCGUGCUCACCAGGAUUAAUUCUUCAAGCCCAGUUACCAGAUUUUCUUUGUUAUCCAGAUGACUCUCUGAUAUUUUUUAUCAUUUUAUUAUUUAUUCUGUCAUUUCUCUAUUGUUUUUAUUAAGAAUUUUGAUAUGUAUAUUCUUAUUUUGAUUUUUUAAUAAUUGGUGUCAAUGAGGAGCUAGAAAGCUCUUUCCUCUAUUGCUGACGGCCAGUGGCUUGUGCUGGGCCAGGAGGCUUGAGGUCAUAGUACAAGGUAGGUUAGUGUGGGCGUGGGUUGUAUCCAGUGCCCUGUGGAGUUACUCUCCCUCUUACCACCCAACCAACUGCACCAUCUGCGUCACCUGGCCGCUUCCCAGUGCGACAUGACUGCCAAAAUCACCUCAUGCCUAGCUGCAAAGUCCCACUUUUCCCCUUCCUUUUUUUUCUCUCUCAAUUCCUCUGAUUUUAAGCGACAGCAGGGGCACAGGGCCUUGAACCUGCCCAAGGUUGGUCUGGAGACCCGAGGUUGCCUCGCUAUGGUCAGUGUUAGGCAAUAGCUGUGCGCAUAGCCACAAGUGUAUAACUAUGUACUGGACUGUUUUUGCUGUGGAGGUCUCAAGCCUUCUUUAUUGUCAUUGUGGUCUGGUGUUGCGGAGGUUGCCUGACCUGUACACCCACCCCAGUGGAUCAUGAUGGUGCUAGCAUCUAUGUCUGUGUGCACUUGCCUGGUGAACCUGACAUUGGCGACCUUCUUGAAUACCUUUGAUUUAUUUUCCACAAUAACACUAGAAAUGGGAAAAGUUAUAUUUGUUGAAAGUUUGAGGUAUUAAGGAAUGGUAUGCCCAAAGUGAGUUUGAGCCAGCCACUGGUGGUCCAAUGGACCAUGGUGGGUUGUAGGAUGGGCUGGUGUUAAUAUAACAGUCUGGCUUUUGACAUGCUGGCUGGACUCUAAACUGCCUGCUCGUGAUAGUGUCAAAAGUACAUACUAUAGAGCAUUUGUGCACUGAAUGGUAAGUUGACCAAGUCAACUUAAAAUGAAAGCAGAGCUUGUUUAUGGCGUAAGUGACUGUUGAUUUUUAUUUGUACCAUACCACAGAUGUGUCCCUAGUGUUAUUGAUAGAUAUUAGGAAUACUGUAGGUGAGCCUAGCUCAUUAAACUGUAGCUUUUAGUCCUCCACCUGUUCUUUCCUGUGUGCAUGAGCAGUGACCGUGGAGGAGGCACGCGAGUCACACACCACACACCUCUGAUCUUUGUCUUCAGCUUCUUCACACCUCGUUCUUUCCUUAGUUUGACAAAACUUUCCUCGUCUUUCAGUUUUAAAACUAUGUCGUGAUUGACAGGACUACAUUUUCAGCCAUACCUUGUACUCUUGCAGCCUAAAAGGAAUGAAAAAAUGGGUUUAAAUUUUUUGUGUGGUUUAGAGAGGAUUAAAGUUGUCUUACUUUAGCAAGGUACUUGAAGUUGACAUGUCUGUGAAAGGAUAUUGGAAGAUAAGAUGAUGAUGCAGAAAAGCAAGAUUGGCUGAGAUUGUGGCAAUUGAGCCUUGGCUCUUGAGAGAGUGCAAGUUUUAGUGAUGUAAGGUCAGCCAAGCUGCGACUGAGGACGGCAUGUUAGGAGGAGCUACACCACAUGCACACCUUGUUGGUCUGUGAUAUUGUGAAAAGCUUGUUGGGUCCCAUGUGCUGCCCUCCUGGAGGGCUUUCUGGGCAGCAGUAAGCAAUGGGUACUCGCAUCUCUUGUCCAAAAGGAAAAUUGUGUUAGGCUGAGAAUUCUUUAGAAUUCCUGUGUUAAUGACUAAUGUCUGUUACCAAAAUGAGUCAUAUGAUGACGGAAAGUUGAUUGUUCUUUGUAGCAUUUGAAAUGCUAAAGCACUUUUUCCAGUUACUGGAUGAUAGAUAAUGUUGUUUGUUUGAUGGACUGAUUGAAAAUUCAGUUAGGUGGAAUGUGGCACAGCAAAUGUUCAAGCACCAUGGGGUAGAAGCAGUGGGACUUUCUUUUGCUUUUUAACAUCCAUACUUAGGAAUUGUAUGUUUUCUUUUUGGUCAUUCAUUUGAGUUGUGGAUUUGCAGAUUUAAAAUUAUUUUUCCCUGUAGUGGUAAGCUGGUGAUAAGUCAAAGUGCCUUGUGACUUGUGAUAAAUUGUGGAUGGAGGAGCUUGUACGCUCUCUCAUUUGAAAAUAAUUGCCAAGUUCCUGAAUACAUGGGGAUCAAUUGCUGUAGCUUGUUUAGUUCUCAGAGCUGACUUUACCAUGUUGCAUAUUCAAUGACAGGAGUUGUUUCCAGUAAUGUGCUUCUAGGUUUGGUGUUUAAAUUAAUUUAAUUUAUUUUUUACAAAUUUUGCAUACCAGUUAGAAAAUUUGGUGCUUGAUGCAUUAGCCAUGCCACAUUCAGAAAGGCAAUAUAGGACUGCUAGUAUGUAAAAACAAAAACCCCAAAGGAGGCAUUGUCACAUGUUACAAUGCCUUGUUCCACUUUAAGGGAUCCUCCAAAUUGAGAGACAUUAAAAUUUCAUUGCCAAGCAAGACAUGAUGUGCAUGUACCCUAUUGAAGGUGUUUCUAUUGUCCAACAAUUCUCAGACCUUCCAUGACAGGCAAAGUGGAUGAUGCACAGUAGCAGCAGCGGAGCAACAGUGAGGCGACGGUCAGGUACAACCACAGCCGCAGAAUGUAACAGUGUAGCAACAUUGUUGUCUAGUGGUGUAACUACAAUGGCAAUUUUCCACAAUUUCUAAACUACUUGUAAAGUAGGAAAUUAACCAAAUUUAUAAAAUGAGUUUAACCAGUCUUCAUGGAAGAUUAAAAAAUUGUAUGCAGCCCAUACAGUUGAUGAAUUGGUGCGCUGCUGUAUCAGAUACAUUUAUGUUGUUGUUGUUGUUGUUUUCUUUCCAAUCACAUAUUGGCUAAGCCCCAGAAGAAGGCUACAAGAAGUUGUGUAAAGUGUGACUAUACCGUGAAACAGAGGAUAAGCCACAGCGAACCCUCCACAGUGUAACAUAAGGCUGAUGUGGCCGUCCCAGGAGCUGUCUAAAUUCCAGGCGAUUGGGACAUCAGUGUGACUCCAAGAGGAUAAUCUUGUGUCUUCAGAUAUUUACAUUUUUCAUGUAAGAGACUUUGGAAAGUAAUAUUUUAACUUAUAUAUUCUGUAUAAAGAGACUGUAUGCUGAUGUCAACUUGUAGAAUACAAAAGAUUUGAUUUUCAAA
Molecule: messenger RNA, 7115 nt
Organism: Penaeus vannamei (Pacific white shrimp)
Lineage: Eukaryota; Metazoa; Arthropoda; Malacostraca; Decapoda; Penaeidae
Product: protein tramtrack, beta isoform
Biological process (GO): regulation of transcription by RNA polymerase II
Cellular component (GO): nucleus
Molecular function (GO): protein binding
Source: RefSeq, a predicted model, not a curated record